CUGUCUGUUCUAGCUCCCAGGUCGUUCAGCAUGCCUCUCUUCCCCACCCUUUGCAGAUUUCUCUUGUCCCUAUACAUCCUAUCAUGUUGUGCUGCCAUGGACGCCAUCACACCUGGUCGAGCACUUAGCGGCAACGACAAGCUUGUCUCCAGAAAUGGCAAGUUCGCACUCGGCUUCUUCCAGACCGGCAGUAAGUCCUCCCACAACUCCCUGAACUGGUACCUAGGUAUUUGGUACAACAGAGUUCCCAAGCUAAAUCAAGUAUGGGUUGCGAAUGGUGACAACCCACUCACGGAUCCCAUCUCAUCUGAGCUCACAAUUUCCGACAAUGGCAACCUUGUCAUCUUAAACCAAGCCACCAGCUCCAUGAUCUGGUCCACCCAAGCAAAUACCACAACCAGCAACACCAUAGCUAUACUGUUGAGCAGUGGAAACCUCAUCCUACAGAACUCCUCAAACUCAUCCGAUGUGUUGUGGCAGAGCUUUGACCAUCCCACAGAUACUUUCCUCCCUGGUGCAAAACUUGGUUGGGACAAGGUCACUGGUCUGAACCGCCGUCUCGUUUCUAGGAAGAACUUGAUCGACCUAGCUCCUGGAAGAUACUGUGAGGAGUUAGACCCAAGUGGUGCUAAUCAGUUCGUCUUUACACUGUUGAACUUCUCCAUACCAUAUUGGUUCAGCGGGGAAUGGAACGGCCAAUAUUUUCCCUCGGUGCCAGAGAUGGCAGGGCCUUUUCUUUUCAAUUUCACAUUUGUCAAUAAUGACCAGGAGAAGUACUUCACAUAUAAUUUACUAGAUGAUAGAACGGUUACCCAUCAUCUAUUGGAUGUCUCAGGUCGAACGAAGACAUUCAUAUGGCUUGAGAGCUCACAGAACUGGGUAAUGAGCUACGCCCAACCCAGAGCUCAGUGUGAUGUCUAUGCUGUAUGUGGACCUUUCACAAUUUGUAAUGACAAUGAGCUUCUGUUCUGCAACUGCAUGAAGGGAUUCUCCAUAAGAUCACCAACGGAUUGGGAGCUAGAUGACCGAACAGGUGGGUGCAUGAGAAGUACUCCAUUAGAUUGUGUUACCAAGAAAAGCACAGGAAGUUCAACUGACAAAUUCUAUUCUAUACCAUGUGUCAGGCUACCUCAUAACGCCUACAACAUAGAAGCUGCUACCAGUGCAGACAAAUGUGAAACAGUUUGCUUAAGUAAUUGCUCUUGCACUGCAUAUUCCUAUGACAAUGGCGACUGCUUGGUCUGGUAUGACGAAUUACUCAAUGUAAAACAGCAGCAGUGUAAUGGCAUAGCUAAUACUAAUGGAGGAACUCUAUACCUUCGCCUUUCUGCAAAAGAGGAGCAUAGUCAGAAAGACAGGACAAGAGGAAUGAUGAUUGCCAUUAGCCUUGGUGUAAGCUUUGCCAUCUUGUUUUCUCUGGCACUCGUACUAAUGAUUUGGUGGAGCAAGAGGAAGAGGUAUAGCUUCACCCUGAAAAAUGCUCAAGGUGGUAGUGGGAUUGUUCCAUUUAGAUAUACUGAUUUGCAACAUGCAACUAAGAACUUCUCAGAGAAGCUGGGAGAAGGCGGCUUUGGUUCAGUAUUCAAGGGAUUUCUUCAUGACUCGGCAACCAUAGCGGUAAAAAGGCUUGAUGGUGCACAUCAAGGAGAGAAACAAUUCAGGGCUGAAGUUCGCUCGAUUGGACUUAUCCAACAUAUAAAUUUAAUUAAGCUAAUUGGCUUCUGUUGCAGCAGAGAUAGCAAAUUGCUUGUCUAUGAAUAUAUGCCAAAUCGUUCCCUUGACAUCCAUUUAUUCCCAGGCGAUGCUGAAAUCUUAAAUUGGAAUACUAGGUAUCAAAUAGCUCUAGGAGUUGCUAGAGGACUAGCCUAUUUGCAUGAGAGGUGUCGAGACUGCAUUAUACACUGUGAUGUUAAACCUCAAAACAUACUUCUAGACAAAUCGUUCAUUCCCAAGAUUGCAGACUUCGGAAUGGCAAAGUUUUUAGGAAGGGAUUUUAGCCGAGCUUUGACUACAAUGAGAGGAACUAUAGGAUAUCUUGCACCUGAAUGGAUUAGUGGAGUGGCCAUCACACCAAAAGUUGAUGUUUACAGUUAUGGAAUGCUUUUGUUGGAAAUUGUUUCAGGAAGGAGGAACUCGCAUAGAGGAUGUACCACUACUGGUGAUGGUGAUGGUGAUGGUGAUGGUGAUGGUGAUGGUGAUGGUGAUGGUGAUGGUUAUUUCCCUGUGCAAGUUGCAGGUAGGCUUCUUGUGGGAGAUGUUGGAAGCUUGGUGGAUCACAGAUUGCAUGGGGAUGUCAAUCUAAAGGAAGCUGAAAGAGCUUGUAAGGUUGCUUGUUGGUGCAUUCAAGACAAUGACUUGGAUCGACCAUCGAUGAGUGAAGUGGUUCAAGUUCUCGAGGGUUUGACAGAACUUGGCAUGCCUCCAGUGCCAAGACUACUUCAAGCUAUUGCAGGAAGCUUCCAUUCAGCUUGAGUCUAAUCUUUAUUGACCAGACAUUUAAAUUCGAAGGGUUGUGCCAAACUUUUCAUCAGCAGUGAUAGGAUUAGCGCUUAUGUUGUCUUAUAGUGUAUAAACUCGCGAAUGUGAAACAUAGAUUUAUGCCAGUUACUGAAAUCAAUAUACCAGGUAUCAUUGG
Molecule: messenger RNA, 2635 nt
Organism: Phragmites australis (common reed)
Lineage: Eukaryota; Viridiplantae; Streptophyta; Magnoliopsida; Poales; Poaceae
Product: G-type lectin S-receptor-like serine/threonine-protein kinase At2g19130
Exons: 1
Coding region: 31-2472 (813 amino acids)
Biological process (GO): recognition of pollen; protein phosphorylation
Molecular function (GO): protein serine/threonine kinase activity; ATP binding
Source: RefSeq, a predicted model, not a curated record